Molecule: messenger RNA, 858 nt
Organism: Monoraphidium neglectum
Lineage: Eukaryota; Viridiplantae; Chlorophyta; Chlorophyceae; Sphaeropleales; Selenastraceae
Exons: 4
Coding region: 1-858 (285 amino acids)
Source: RefSeq, a predicted model, not a curated record
AUGCGCGUACUGUUCUGGAAGAAGUGGGCGCGCACCCGCGUGCGCCAGUGCGCAGACCUCAGCGCGUCAGGCGCCGCGGUCACUGUCACGUUUGAGCUCAUCCAGUCGGACCUGAUGUUGAAGCUGGAGGGCAGCUGGGCGUUCACGCUGCAGACGCCCAGCAAGCCGGGCGGCUGGCCGCUGUCGCGCGUGCAGUACCGCUUCUGCAUGUGGCCCAAGGGGGUGCCAAGCGCGCUGAGGCGGCUGCCGGGCCUGAUGGACGCCGUGCAGGGCGCCGUGGCGCGCGAGUCUGGGCAGAUGAUGGACAAGCUGGCGUUUGUGGAGGGCAAGAUGGCCUACCCCACCAUGCACAUCCUGGACGCCGUCUGCAUCGCGGCUGCGGAGGUGGACAGCGCGGGCUCCUAUAAGAAGCUCGCGAAGCGCGCCGCCAAGGCCUCCGCCGCAGCUGCCGCCUCCAAGCCGCGCCCGCAGGUGCCCGGUGGAUUCGCCCAAGCGCGGCCGCAGGUCGCGGUGCUGGCGCACCGGCUGUCCUUCGAGUCGCAGUCCUCUGUGGACUCGCUGCCAUCCUUUGACGCCGUGUCCUCUGACGGCGCCGACGACGCCCCCGCUGCGCCGCGCUCGCCGCGGGCGCGCCGCGGCGGGAGCGGCGACGGCAGCAGCGGGUCCGGAGGCUCGGCGACGAGCGAUGAGGGGGGCCGCGGCCGCGACGUGUUUGGCUCGGACUGCGGCUCGAGCGACUGCGACGGCGACGGCGGCGCGGGCAGGGACCAGCGGGGGCGCGCGGCGGACGCGGGGCUGCGCAUGGCAAAGAAGGGCCCCUUUGUGAGGCCCGGCGAUGGGCUCGUCUCGCUGUCGUGA